AUGUGGAUCCUUCGAAAAGUCCGGGAGAGUGCCGAGAGUCUCCCAGAGGACAUCAGCCGGCUGAUCAGCAAAAACUCAGAGGAGAUCUCUGCAAAGACCAACCUUCUCCACAAGCUGCACAGCAACGUCCUGACGCCGGAGAAAAUCCCUGACUUCUUCCUGCCUCCCCGGCUGAGCAGACGCUCCCUUGUGGCAGCAGAGGGAAUUAUUCCCAAAUGCAUUAGUCAAAAGGAGACCAUCUGCGGUCAGGACUCUCUAUCAAAACUCAAAAUGACCACAGUCUUGAUGACAGAUGAGAACAAAGGCACUGUGGUGACCCUAAGGGGUAAAAAAAAUCCUGUUCCAUUUUCACUGAAAUGUUUUGAGCCUGGCCUGUUUGAGAGUCCCAACACACGACGCAAAGAGUCUUUGUUUCACUCGACCUUCACCAGGUACGAGCUGGAGCGGAUGGUCACUACUGCGACACCAAAACUACCCUCCAUAGCAAGGCUGAAGUUGGGCAGCAUCGAGAGUGACACAUUGUCUUCUGCUGACUCCUCCCCUCACUGCUCACCACCUCCCUCCUGGCCAAUCAGAAGCAAACGUGAAAAUACUAAUUCACUAUCUCUCUUGGCAUCGAAACGAUCUCUUAGUAAGGGUGUUCCGCUGCAGUCAAAAAACCCAAGCAACAUGGUAUGGUCUACUGUUACUAAAAUGGAAAAAAGAGGCAUAACAGGAACUAAUUGCCAUGCCAGUGUUGUCUGCCAAGCUACCCCCUCUACCUUAGUCCCACCCUUCCAGUUCCCAUUGGACAUGCUGCACUGCCAGGAAUGCCUCCACAGGGAGCACAUGCUCCUUCUCCCACGCAGGGGCUGCAUUCGGAUAUCUGCCUCCCGCUCCAACCACACGGGAGAUCCCGCCACCAUCUGCAUCCGGGUGAUCUCUGUGGAGGGCCUGCGCGAAGCCGGUGACCUCCGACCCCUGCACUGCAGCCUGACCUUGAGCCUGGCCCCAGGCAAGCUGCAGAGACAGCACAGUGCCACUAUCAGGAACUGCCGCAAUCCUGUGUUCAACGAGGACUUCUUCUUCACAGAGCCCGAGGCCAAGGAAGGCAGACUGCGGGAGUUAGCUCUCAGGGUGAAAGUACUAGAUAAGCCCUCAGGCUUCGGGAGAGCUAUAGUUCUGGGAAUUACUGUCAAACCAGUUUCUCAGCUGCUACCACUAUGAAGGAAACAAUGCUGAAAGAUGCCAUUGGUGGUUUGUGAAUAUCAGAGAGACCAGCACUGCACUGUUACACAGCACCAGUGAGUAGGAAAACUAUUCAUCUGAAAGGAAAACUAUUCAAAAAGAUGACCUACCUGAUGGACAGGAGUUUUAUUGGAGCUGGAGCUCAAUGGAAAGAGGACCCACAUGCUUUGCUGAGGGU
Molecule: messenger RNA, 1405 nt
Organism: Electrophorus electricus (electric eel)
Lineage: Eukaryota; Metazoa; Chordata; Actinopteri; Gymnotiformes; Gymnotidae
Product: C2 calcium-dependent domain-containing protein 4C
Source: RefSeq, a predicted model, not a curated record